Molecule: messenger RNA, 344 nt
Organism: Rhizophagus irregularis DAOM 181602=DAOM 197198
Lineage: Eukaryota; Fungi; Glomeromycota; Glomeromycetes; Glomerales; Glomeraceae
Source: RefSeq, a predicted model, not a curated record
AUCAAAUAAAAAUUUUUUAAAGAAUAAUUCUUUUAAAUAAGAAAUUAAAAAUAUCAAAACACAAAAAGAUCCAAACGCUAUAAAAAUGAAUUCGCGUCAAAUCUUCUUUGCUCUCUUGAUUGUGCUUAUGGCUACUAUUGUAACAGCCUCUCCUUUGAAUUUAGAUCAGUUAAUUAAGAGAAAAAAUGCUCAAAAAGACGAAAGUCCAUCGAAAGAAAAAGACGGCAAAGUCAAGGCUAGGCGGCGCCUAGUUUAUUCAUCAUCAUAUUUUGUAUAUUAGAAACUUUUUAUCAAACAUUAUUUAUUCAUUCUCACUUAUUUAGUAUUAUUUCAAAGCAUGAUAU